Molecule: messenger RNA, 570 nt
Organism: Brugia malayi
Lineage: Eukaryota; Metazoa; Nematoda; Chromadorea; Rhabditida; Onchocercidae
Gene: Bma-cyl-1.2
Exons: 5
Coding region: 1-570 (189 amino acids)
Biological process (GO): regulation of transcription by RNA polymerase II
Cellular component (GO): nucleus
Molecular function (GO): cyclin-dependent protein serine/threonine kinase regulator activity
Source: RefSeq, a predicted model, not a curated record
AUGAUGAAAAAUAGCAUGGUAACGCUAGUUUCGAAACUAUCUUCAAAAAAUCCUGGUGAGCAUUCGCAGCGAAAGACCAACUUGUACUCUUAUACUAGCGACACAAAAGAUAUCAAAGAAGAGCAGUUAGCAGUGGAUGAUGUCGGAUCAAAAAUAAAGCUAAGCAGUUUUGGACAGAAAAGGCUUUUCUCAUCGAUCAAUAUAUCAGCAGAUAAAUGGCUUCUCACACUAGAUGAGCAUUCAAUGGCUAAGUUAGAGAAUCCUCCAUCUUUGUGUGAUGGAUUAGAUCGAAAAACUGAAUUGGAUUUGCGUUAUCUCGGUUGCGAAAUAAUUCAGUCAGGGGCAAUACUGCUUCGUAUACCUCAGGUUGCAGCAGCGACAGCACAAAUUCUUUACCAACGAUUUUAUUACCAGAGGUCGUUUGUUCGACAUCAUUUCGAAUAUACGGUAAUGGCAUGCCUUUUAUUAGCGAGCAAGAUUGAGGAGGCGCCACGUCGACCCCGUGAUGUCAUAAAUGUGUUCCAUCGAUUGGAGCAUUUACAUGGCAAACGAAAUGAAUCUAAGAAGUGA